AGUGCUGCCGGUGAGAAUCGCGCACUUCCGCUUUAACAGCGGCUCAGUGUGAGGGUGGCUGUGCAUGUGGAGCCACGGAUCAGACAAACACCUUCACUCCAGCGGGUCUCUGCUGCUCUGCGCGCAGCCUGAGCUCCGGCAGAGCUGCAGCUUCAUCUGCGGUGAAGACGAACUCGUUUCUGAGCCCAAGCGUCGAAGGUUUGGAUUCUUACUCAUUUGUUUUGUGCGUCCAAGGAACAGGACGGAACUUUACGCAGGAAACGGCUGCUGAGGGAGCGAGGCGACACCUGAGGGACACGGGCUGGAUUUGAAACCAGUUUAUUCUGCGGCCACUUGUUGAUGGGGCAGCAGCUGAGUGUUUAUGCGUAAUUUGGAUAAAACGCGGUGCGUCGCUCGGGGGAGAAGGAAGUUUGACUAAGCUGCGAGGCUUUGCGGCAGAUGGUGACUGGUGAUGUUUGGCGAGCGGUAACAACUCCCUGCAUCAGAUUACACGAGGCUGCCAGCAGGUGAGCGGCGGCAUGGGGAACCAGAUGGACAAGCUGUCACAUUUAAGUUACGCAGAAGUUCCCACGGUGGACCCGAACGGCGUGGACACGGAGGAGGGUCCGCGCAUCGGCGUCUCCUACAUAUUCUCCAGCGACGACGACGAGCUGGAGGACGGCUGCGUGGUCGAUGGCACCGUGAAGGACCCGAAGCAGGAAGAGAAGCAGUACGACCAGAGAGACGAGGUGGAGUGCGCCGUGUACAACCGGGAGGAGUGCAUCUACGAGAAGAGCAGCAAGUGCGCCAACCUGGAGGUUUACUCCCCGGAGAACCUGCUCAACAAAUGCACAGCGGGGGACUUGGUGGAGUUCGUGGCCACGGGGCAGUACCCGCACUGGGCCGUGUACGUGGGGGACUUCCAGGUGGUGCACCUGCACAGAGCCGAGGUGAAGAACAGCUUCCUGACUGACGCGAGCCAGGGAAGGAGGUGCAGGAUCGCGAACGACUUUUACAGAUUCAAAGCCCUGGGCGCGGACAUGGUGGUGCAGAACGCCAUGGAGCAGGUGGGCUUGAAGGACCGGGAGCUGAGCUGGAGAAACCCAGAGUGCUUCGCUGCCUGGUGCAGGUUCGGCAAGAGGGAGUUCAAGAUGGGCGGGGAGAUCCGGAUAGGCAAGCAGCCGUACAGGCUGAAAAUAUUCGUGUCGGACAAACACUCGCAUGUGCUGGAGUUUCAGAGUUUGGAGGACAUGGUGAUGGAGAAGAGGAGGAACGAUUACCUGGGCAGGAGGGCGGUGCUGCAGGAGCUGGCCACGCACUUCAACACCGUCAACAGGGAGCCAGGAGCUGACUGAUGCUUCUCAUGCUUUUUUUGUUGUUGAAAAGAACUGCUCUCCCAGAUGUGGGCGACUUCAGGCCCUGAUGUGGCACCUCUGGCCUCCCUGUGGCCCUGACGAAAUGGAUGUGAGUCUAUCAACCAAUGACCCAAGUAAAAUAUCAAAUGUGACCCAAAUAUCCCAAAACAAACGUGGGCCUUUUGUUGGCAAACACGUGGUUCUCUUGGGAAGGUGUAAUCUGGAUGUGGACCCAAAGUGGCCCAUGUGGUAAAUGAUGAACAUGGCCCAAAUAGCACAAAACACAUGGAGCCACCUUUGGCACCUUUUGGUUGACAUGUGGUACUGCUCUGGCUUUUACUCGUGGCCCAGACCUGGUGAACAGGAGCGGACUGCUGCCAUCACUCCAUGAGGUGUGUGGGCUGAUUGUGGGAUAUGGGCCAAAUCUGGGCCAAACAAUUUUGCUAUGUGGGUUGCAAAUAGAGUAAAAUUUAACAAACACUAUGUGUGGCUUCAAUCCAUAGGAAGCCUUAGUCUGAAUUUCAGCUUUUCUGAUUUUGAAUUAUGUCUUUGUUAUUAGUUGUAACAAUUUAUUGCCUUAAAGCCACAAUCGAAAAAUUGCCUUAGCAAUUAUGAAUUCAGUAACUGCAUCGAUUGGAUCAGCUCAACAGAAUGUAUAGUUUUAUAAAAGCUCUCCUCGUCUUUCUGUCAGAGUGUUUCUCUAUUCAUCGCGUGUCCUGUUACUUGAUCCUCGUGUGGUUUAAACUUCAUCCCCCGGCUCAGCUCACCUCAGACACUAAAAUGUCAGAAGAAGGAUCCUCUCCACCGUCCCUAUUUUGUUUUUAUGGUUAAUCCUCACAACAGGCUCAACCUGAAGGAAAGACAAUGUGGUGGAGCAGGUCCCUCGUGUUAGUCCUGUCACAGUUUGUGUUGGAUGUACCCAAAUCCACAAAUCACUGUCUCUUCUACCAAGGAGUCUCCUGUUGUGUUGUGUUUUGAGGAUUGCCUUUGUGUCUGUUCCAUCAGUUGAUUGUGUGUGUUUAUGUCCUGUCGUCUUCAUAUCAAAUAGAUUUUUUACAUAAGAUCAUUCGCUGGGUUUGAGAGGUUAAAUGUUUUGUUCUGCAGAAGAAGUUGUCAAAACAGAAAAUAAGAUUAACAUGACAAUAAAUAGCUGAUAUUAGAUCAGAGUCUUUUGUUUUCAAGUAUUA
Molecule: messenger RNA, 2521 nt
Organism: Paralichthys olivaceus (Japanese flounder)
Lineage: Eukaryota; Metazoa; Chordata; Actinopteri; Pleuronectiformes; Paralichthyidae
Gene: lratd2a
Product: LRAT domain containing 2a
Source: RefSeq, a predicted model, not a curated record